UUUUCUUAACCAAAGGCAAAUAAGCCCGCAUUCCAAAGCUGGAAUAAAGAAAACCUAGCUGGACCCCUCUUUUGUGAAACACCCAAAACUCUAGCGAUGGAUCUUUCAUAGAUUUCCCUCAGAUCUCCUUCUCUCUGAAAAAGAAAAUUGGUAUUUUUUUUUUCUCGUUUUGUGAAUUGGAUUGGUUAUAGAAAAGAAGUAAGGCUAUGUCAACCCCAGCAAGGAAGAGGCUGAUGAGAGACUUCAAGAGGCUACAGCAGGAUCCACCUGCUGGUAUUAGUGGUGCUCCUCAAGAUAAUAAUAUCAUGCUUUGGAACGCUGUCAUUUUUGGGCCUGAUGAUACUCCUUGGGAUGGAGGUACGUUCAAGUUGACUUUGCAGUUUACUGAGGAUUAUCCAAAUAAGCCUCCAACUGUCCGUUUCGUCUCACGAAUGUUUCAUCCAAAUAUCUAUGCAGAUGGGAGUAUUUGUCUGGAUAUUUUACAAAAUCAGUGGAGUCCCAUAUAUGAUGUUGCAGCUAUACUCACCUCUAUCCAGUCUCUGCUUUGUGAUCCAAACCCAAACUCUCCAGCAAACUCUGAAGCUGCUCGCAUGUUUAGUGAGAAUAAGCGGGAGUACAAUCGAAGAGUGCGUGAAAUUGUGGAGCAAAGCUGGACUGCUGAUUAAGUGCAGUGUUAGCGACAGUAACCUGCAUCAUUCUGUGGAAAUAACAAAUGCUGGUGUUAGUGCUGGUGCUAGCCAAAGCAUCUUGUUGGGGAGUGGAUUAUAUAGUCUGGUUUUGAGUGCAUUGUUUGGGGUGAUUUCUUUGAAUGACUUGAUUGCUGCCUCUUAGACAGCUCUGGUUUUUACUGGUUUCUUGAUGUUGAAUCCUAUUCUUUCCUCAUCUUUUCUGUGAUGUAACUGAAUAUCUCCUUUUAGCGUCUGUAUAUGAGUAUCUUUCUAGUACUAAUGUUCUAGGCAAGAGAAUUCUUGCCUUAUUUCCAAAUUGGAGGAGCUUUUCAUUGUAGUUGAAUUAGUGAGAUAUUCAAACAAUAUGAAUGGCUGCUAGGAACUACUAUUUUCUUUACA
Durio zibethinus is the source of this 1067-nucleotide messenger RNA. RefSeq names its product ubiquitin-conjugating enzyme E2 2. NCBI's taxonomy places the organism in Eukaryota, Viridiplantae, Streptophyta, Magnoliopsida, Malvales, Malvaceae. The record is from RefSeq and is a predicted model, not a curated record.